AUGAGAUUAAUUUUGAACACUUGUUUAUACUAUCCAAAAGUCUUUUAUCGAACGAGAUCUCGUCAGAUUGAUGAUACUCUAACUAAAUUACUUAGUUCAAAACAAGAAGAAUCUAAUCGUCAGUCUAUUCAUAAAAACGAACAUGUAACAAUACAUGAUAAAAUUCUCAAAAUACCACGAGGUACUCGUGAUUAUCAUCCAAGCCAAAUGAAAAUUCGCGAAGAAGUUUUUCGUACAAUUAUCGAUUGCUUUAAACAACAUGGUGCUGAUACGAUUGAUACACCAGUUUUUGAAUUAACUACACUUCUUAGGGGAAAAUAUGGUGAAGAUGCGAAACUUAUCUAUGAAUUACAAGAUCGAGUUGAUGAUGAUGAUAAUAAUGAAAAAUUAGCUUUACGCUACGAUUUAACUGUACCAUUUGCACGUUAUAUUUCACAAAAUAAAAUUUCUGCAAUGAAACGUUAUCAGAUCGGAAAAGUUUAUCGACGUGACAGCCCAAAAAUGACCCGAGGUCGCUAUAGAGAAUUUUACCAAUGUGAUUUUGAUAUUGCUGGUUGUUAUGAUCCAAUGAUACCUGAUGCUGAAUGUAUUAAAAUUGUUGUGGAAAUUCUCGAUAAACUUGCUUUAGGACAAUAUAAAAUCUAUAUCAAUCAUCGGAAAUUACUUGACGCUAUUUUUACUGUAUGUGAUGUACCAAAUAAACUUUUUCGCUCCUUAAGCUCAACUAUUGAUAAACUUGAUAAGCUUCCGUGGGAUGUUGUUCGAAAUGAAAUGAUUAAUGAAAAAGGAUUAUCACCAGAAGUUGUCGAUAGAAUUAGUCGAUAUGUUCAUAUGCAUGUAGGCAAUGUUAAUCUAAUUGAUCAACUGCGAAAUGACCCACAAUUAUCAUCCAAUAAAUUAGCUAUUCAAGCUCUCCAUGAUCUUGAUUUAUUAUUUCGUUAUUUAACAUUAUUUAACGUUAUAGAUAAAGUUAUAUUUGAUUUAAAAUUAGCUCGUGGUUUAGAUUAUUAUACAGGUGUUAUAUUUGAAGCUGUUCUUACAAAAUAUCAAUUUAAUCCAAAAUUAGACGAUGAUCAAAUAGCUGUUGGAAGUGUUGCUGGUGGUGGAAGGUAUGAUGAACUUGUAGAAAAAAUUGAUCCGAAACAAAGACAUGUACCUUGCAUUGGCGUAAGCAUUGGUGUUGAAAGAAUAUUUACUGUGAAAGAGCAUCAACAAACACAAUUAAAAACUCAAUCAAAAACAGUCGAAACUGAAAUUUAUGUAGCAUCAGCAGAAAAAAAUUUCUUAGAACAACGAAUGAAAAUAUGUGCUUAUCUAUGGGAAAAUGGUUUUAAGGCAGAAAUGGCAUAUAAGCGUAAUCCAAAAUUACUUGAUCAAUUACAAUAUUGUGAAAAGCAUCAUAUUGAACUGUGCAUCAUUAUUGGUAGUUCAGAAUUAGAAACUAGUUCACUUAAAAUUCGUGAUGUUGUCACUCGAAAUGAGAUUUGUUCGUAUAUGUAUCGUCGAUUAUCAACAUCGUCAGUAUCUGCUCUCGUUAAAACAUAUUCAUUACCAAUUGAUAAUAAAUGUAUUAAUUCGAAAUAUGUACCUAAAUAUCGAUUAUCAUUAAUUGAUCGUGAAACAUCCGUUGAAAAAUUACAUAUAUCUUCAUUACCAUCAGUUAAUAUUUAUAUUAAACGUGAUGAUCAACUUGAUUCAUAUGCAAGUGGAAAUAAACUUCGAAAAUUAGAAUUUCUCUUUGCUGAUAUACUUUCACGUCCAAAAUGUCAUCAUAUAAUAACAGCUGGAUCACUGCACAGUAAUCAUUGUAAAGCUGUUGCUGUUCUUGCAGCACGAUUUCAGCGGCAAGCUCAUUUUCUACUUAGAACUGAUCGUGAUAAUCACGAUGAACAAAUUUUACAAGGCAAUCCACUUUUGAAUUAUUUAUUAGGUGCUAAAUUGUAUUUGAUAUCAAAAAAGGCUAAUAUUCAACGUGACAUCGAACCGAGAAUCCAACUAUUAGAAGAAGAAUUAGGUGGAAAAGAUAAAUGUUAUGCAAUCCCAAUAGGAGGGUCAGAUACAGUUGGUUUAUUUGGAUAUUUUGAUUGUUUCAUACGUGAAAUAAUUCCAUUAAUAGAUAAACUUAAUCUCGGUCAUCUGGUUGUACCAAUAAGUAGUGGUGGCACCAUGGAAGGACUAGCACUUGCCAAUUAUUUUACUGGUAAUCGUGUACGUAUUCAUGCAUUUGCUGUAUCGGACAAUGAAAAUUAUUUUAAAACUCAUUUUAAUGGAAUUCUCAAGGAGCUCGAACUUGAUCAUUUAAAUCAAUUCGUUAAUAAUAAUAGCCUUGUUGAUAUUUGUGAUUCUUAUGUUGGUCUAGGUUAUGGUCGUAUGACAAAUGAGCAAAUCGAUUUUUUACAUGAGAUUAUAAGAGAAACAGGAAUCAUCUUUGAUCCUGUUUAUACAGGUAAAUGUUUAUGGGGUUUAUAUGAAGAAUUACGAAAUAAACGCAUUGAUCGAUUUCCAACUGAUGGAAAAAAUAUACUAUUCUUGCAUACAGGUGGCUUACUUGGUCUUAUGAAUCCCGACUUUAGUAACCAAUGGUUACUAUCCAGCAAUAGUCACGCGAAUUAUCGUAUGCGUAAUUGGAUGACGUUGUAA
This is a messenger RNA of Rotaria socialis, 2640 nucleotides long. The record is from the annotation of a GenBank genome assembly. Lineage: Eukaryota; Metazoa; Rotifera; Eurotatoria; Philodinida; Philodinidae.